This is a messenger RNA of Talaromyces amestolkiae, 576 nucleotides long. RefSeq lists its product as uncharacterized. Lineage: Eukaryota; Fungi; Ascomycota; Eurotiomycetes; Eurotiales; Trichocomaceae. Gene Ontology annotation, cellular component: cytoplasm; nucleus; TRAPP complex. The record is from RefSeq and is a predicted model, not a curated record. The coding region runs from base 1 to 576 and encodes 191 amino acids. The transcript is spliced from 2 exons. Gene Ontology annotation, biological process: endoplasmic reticulum to Golgi vesicle-mediated transport.
AUGUCAUAUUACUUCACAAUCCUUUCCGCCACAGACGUCCCCCUCUUCAGCCUGACAUUCGGCACCUCCAAAUCAGGCGGCGAUGGAGUUGCACGUUUCCGCACCCCCGAUUCCGCGCAAUACAUGAAUCAAUUUAUCGUGCAUGCUAGUCUGGAUAUUAUCGAGGAGACGCAAUGGACUAAUGGAGCUCUAUACCUCAAACACAUCGACACCUACCCCCCAACCGCAUCCUAUAUAUCCGCCUUCCUCACCCCCUCCGGCACACGCUUCAUCCUCCUCCACCAACCGCCCCAACUCCCCUCAUCAGCCGGUAGCGCCGGUGUAGGCGGAAUAGCAUCCUCCACAUCCUCCCUCGCCAGCACCCUCGGCGCAGCAGCUACUUCACGCGCAACCUCUAGCUCCAUCGCCGCAAAUCCCACAUCCCCUCAGACCGAGGAAGCGAUUCGGCAGUUCAUGACGGAGGUGUAUGAAAAUUGGGUCAAAACGGUGAUGAGUCCGUUCUAUAGGCAAGGGAUGCCGAUUACGAGUCCUGUUUUCAGGGGGAAGGUUACGGCGGCGGGGAGGAAGUGGUUAUAG